CCUGCAGUCGGCAUCUCAUGUCAUGCACUGGCAGCCUUUUGGGGACAGCGUGUGACAGCUGACGGAUGACAGCUUGUGUGGGACACGGCAAUAACGGUUGUGUGUACCACUCCAUGUGUGUCAUCUCAUCCUGGGCCCCAUGGUGCCACCACAUGGGGAACACAGUUGUCACAUGAGGAGGUGGCAUCAUGUCAUUCUGUCUCCAAGGGGAAGUGAGAGUGGAUUUCCCAGCAUUUCCUGUGCCCACUGCAGUCUCACUGUCCCCAAGCUGCUCCUGCCUCAUGGCAACAAUGGCGCUGGCCCUCGUCCUGGGUUGGUGUCUGGUGGCAGCGAGCAGAGCUCAGUGGCUGCCCCGACCCUCCCUGUCUCUGCACCCCAGCCAGGGGGUGUCCCUGGGGGACACUGUCACCCUGCGCUGCCACCUGCCCCGGCCGGCUGCCUGGGUCCAGUUCUACAAGGGAUUUGGGCGUACACCAAGAGCAACGACAAGGAGCAGGAUGUGGCUGAGUUCUCCUUUAUCACAACGCGGGAACACGCAGGUACAUACUGGUGCCAGUAUGAGGUGCCUGAGUCAGUAGAGGCAUCAGAGAGGAGUGACCGUGUGCAGCUGGUGGUGACAGAUCACAGCUUCCCACCACCCAGCAUCUCCCUUCACCCUGAGGAACGUGUGGGGACAGGGACCAAUGUCACCAUUUGCUGCUGGAACAGGGAGUAUGGGGCUGCCUUCCUCCUGCACAAGGAUGGGUGCUCAGCCCCUAUCCUGCGCCAGGACCCUGAUGGGGGGGGCACGGCCACCUUCACCCUCGUUGAGGUAACCCUGACAGACGCUGGCACCUAUAGGUGCUCCUACCGCAACAAGGCCAACCCCUUCGUGUUCUCACCCCUUGGAGACAACGUGACCCUGGAGGUGACUCCCACACCUGCACCCCCAGGUAGGUUCCAG
Messenger RNA from Numida meleagris (helmeted guineafowl), 943 nucleotides. RefSeq names its product T-cell-interacting, activating receptor on myeloid cells protein 1-like. The transcript has 4 exons. The record is from RefSeq and is a predicted model, not a curated record. The annotation marks the transcript as partial. NCBI's taxonomy places the organism in Eukaryota, Metazoa, Chordata, Aves, Galliformes, Numididae.